AUGAAGCCAACCAAGUACAAUCUGUUGAUCGACCUCAACGGAACGUGUCACAUUGGGGAUAAGCCCACUCAAGGAGCCAUCGAAGCAGUAAAGAAGCUUCGAGCUGCUCAGCAAACGCAGCAAGGUCGUCUCAACAUCCGCUUCUGCAGCAACACGAGCAAGGAAUCGUCAGAGUCGCUUCUGGCGCGUCUGCGUCGAGUCGGUUUGAGCGCGGAUCUGGUAUCGGCCCACGACGUUUUCACCAGUCUCGAUGCCGCCCGGCGAUAUGUGUCGAGUCGAAAGCUACGGCCUCUGCUCCUGCUGUCAUCGUCCGCUCAAAGUGUCUUUCAGGACGACGAAGACCUUGCAAGAGCAUGCUUCUUUGCGCAACCAGAGCUGAAUCUAGGUACACUCAGCCCCGAGGACCGAUCUCGGUUGCGGUCGUGCGACGCUGUCGUCAUCGGUCUGUGCCCAGAGCUCAUGACACAGAGGUGGCUCGACGAGGCCUUUCGCUUGCUGUCCGGGGAGUACGGUGCACCCGAGCAAGUAUCAUUGAUUGCCACACAUCGCGCGCUCUAUCAUCGUCCAAGCGAGGGCGCUGCGCUAUCUCUGGGGCCUGGUGCGUUCGUGGCUGCCCUUGAAGCUGCUUCGCAUCGGACGAGUAGCUCAACUGUGGUAUGCGGCAAACCGAGCCCAGCAUUCUUGGAGGAGUGCAUUGCAGGCAUGAUCUCAGCCAAUGAACGCAUGAGCGACUUCCACAACAUCAUCAUCGGAGAUGAUCUUGACGCCGACCUGGGUCAAGGCACUUGGCAGCUUGGGCUUCGUCGGAUCUUGGUCCGCACCGGAAAAUUCAGAGACGGCGACGACAGCCGCGGCGAGAAGCCAGCGGAUGAGGUGCACGAUAGUUUCGCGUCUUGGGUGGAUGACUUCAUCUCCAAGGAGUUCAAGUGA
Kalmanozyma brasiliensis GHG001 is the source of this 930-nucleotide messenger RNA. RefSeq names its product HAD-superfamily hydrolase, subfamily IIA. NCBI's taxonomy places the organism in Eukaryota, Fungi, Basidiomycota, Ustilaginomycetes, Ustilaginales. The record is from RefSeq and is a predicted model, not a curated record. The transcript is spliced from 4 exons. Gene Ontology annotation, molecular function: phosphatase activity. Bases 1 to 930 code for a protein of 309 amino acids.